Diplodia corticola is the source of this 1272-nucleotide messenger RNA. RefSeq lists its product as uncharacterized. NCBI's taxonomy places the organism in Eukaryota, Fungi, Ascomycota, Dothideomycetes, Botryosphaeriales, Botryosphaeriaceae. Bases 1 to 1272 code for a protein of 423 amino acids. The record is from RefSeq and is a predicted model, not a curated record. The transcript has a single exon.
AUGGAGCUCACCGCGGUGCGCAUCCGAGGCAAACGAAAAGCGCGGUCCGAUCCACCGCCAGAUGCACCCACAGCCAAGAAGCGUCGCCCAGGCCGACCGCGCACCCGUCCGUUGUCUCCGGUUCGCGCGUGGAAGCCGAAAUACGUCAAGCUACAGCAACAAUGGCACCCAGAUAGGGAGAUACUACCUCCAGGCAAAGAGAUCCCCGCCAGGCCAGUCACUAAGUGGGACCUACCACUUCCAUGGCCUGAGCACUUCCAAGCUUCGGCCUCGCAAUCGCAGACGCAGACGCAGACAGAGACCCAGCUGUCGACUCUACCUGACGGCACCCAAACGCCCUUGAUAAAGAAGAAGAAGCGGAGGUCCUCAUACUGGAGGAAGUUAUCGCCGUUGGAGCGCUUGCCAGCUGAGGUGCUGCAGCAGAUUUUCCUCGAGAGCAUGAACAUGAGCCUUCCCAUCGCAAGCAUCGAACUGCUCCACAAGCUGAACAGCGACCACAUCAAGCUCGAGUUCUCGCUGCGCGCUCUCUAUUGGCCGGACGAUGAGGAGCGGACAGAGAGUGCCGACCUUCCGGAAAUGCAGGGCAAGCUGCUCUCGCUGCGCUUUUUCGAUUGGGAUUUCUACAAGCAAUAUGCCGCCAAAGCAUGUGAGAAGUUCGGCGCGUGGCCGUGGCUGCAAGAGCAGGAGCCCGAAGCUACUCUGGAAGAACUGGUGCGGCGCGACUCCGACUUCGACGUGUUGGACCGCUUCAACCUUGGAUGUGAGCUUGCCGAGGAGAUCCCUCCCUUCCUGAAGUUGCACGAGAAAACACCGCUGCCGGCAAAGCUUCUCAAGGGUCCAUGGGACUAUGAGAAACACCUGAUGCUUCGAUUUCUCUUCAUUCAGAACCUUGGCAUCGAUCACGACAGCUCGACUUCGUCCGAAACUCUCAUCGAGGGUCUUAUGGGCGUCGCCAGGGACAAGGAGUCGGAGAACGUUGAAAUUGCGAAAUGGCUUAUCUGUAUUGCUAUUGCUUCGGAUACUCAGAUACCUCAGAGCCUGCUCCGGCGCGCGGUCAUUGAUGGUGGCUGCAAUGAGGACUUGGUGGAGAGCAUGCUCACUUGGAGCUUGCGCAGCGAGAUCGAGUACUUUGAUCCGAUGCUAUGGAACUGGGCUGAGCGGGCCCGCGAUAAAAAGAAAGGCCGCUGGUUAAUGGAUCAAUUGAGGGCAGCUGCAAGUAACAAGGAAGAACUAGUGGCUGAAGCCCAGGCUGCAGCGGACGCAGAGGAAUAG